This is a messenger RNA of Truncatella angustata, 3198 nucleotides long. RefSeq lists its product as uncharacterized. The record is from RefSeq and is a predicted model, not a curated record. Bases 1 to 3198 code for a protein of 1065 amino acids. The transcript is spliced from 6 exons. NCBI's taxonomy places the organism in Eukaryota, Fungi, Ascomycota, Sordariomycetes, Amphisphaeriales, Sporocadaceae.
AUGCAACGUGAGAGGGACUCAGCUAGCGCCCAGUACGGGCAUCGGCUAAUACCAAACGUCAUUGAUGAACUUGCCCGAGAUGAUCCCCUCCGUGAGGCUUUUCAGAUCCCUCUCUCGCAAGACCCUCAAGAUGGAUGGGAGGUUAUCACGUUUUGGGACUACUCAAAUGCCGUAAACCUGCAGGCACACAAGAUUGUGAAGUUGUGUGGGAAAGCUCCAGUUGGCACUUUUCCAACACUUGCUUACAUCGGACCACAGGACGCACGAUAUGUUGUGUUCAUGGUGGCUGCUGUCAAGGCCGGCUAUCAAGCACUUUUUGUAUCUACCAGAAACUCCUCGGAAGGCCAGAUCUCUCUUUUCAACCAAACAGAGUGUCAGGUCUUGUUCUGCGACGGAACUUACUAUUCCGCCAUCAAACCAUGGGCAUCGACUAGGGACAUCAACAUCAUUGAAGUUAGCCCUUGCGAUUCAUGGUUCCCCAAGACUGAGGCUGAACAUUUCCCUUACGAUAAGACUUUUGAGGAGGCUGAGUGGGACCCCCUUUGUGUUUUACAUACCAGUGGUAGCACCGGGCUACCUAAACCAAUCAUAGUGCGACAAGGAAUGAUUGCCAUAAGCGACGCCUGCCAUAAUCUCAGUGACUGGCAAGGAUGUACUCAUUGGAUCUGCGCGUGGAUGGAAAAGUCCAAGCGACAUUUUAUUCCUAUGCCUCUCUUUCAUGCCGCUGGUCUUUAUGUGUUCAUCAUAAGUGUCAUCUGGUGGAAGACUCCCAUCGCCUUAGGAUUGGGCGACCGGCCACUGACCGCCGAACUGGCUACCGAAUGCUUGAGUGCCCUAGACGUUGAGUCAGCAGCAUUCCCGCCGUCUGUCCUCGAAGAUAUGAGCCAAGACAGCAAGGGUCUCAAAGUCCUGCAAAAGCUUCAGCUUAUUCCCAUUGGAGGAGGUAGCCUGGCCAGAGAUACUGGAGACUACUUAGUGGAGCAGGGGGUGGUACUAUGCAACCUCCUAAACUCGACCGAAUUUACCCCUUUCCCCGUAUACUUCCAACCAAGACCGGAGCUGUGGCAGUACUUCAUCAUAAACCCUGAUCUUUUUGGUUGCAAUUGGCGCGAAGCAGGUGAGAAUGUGUACGAGCUGGUGAUUGAGCGCAAAGACAAACACCCAGGCAUGCAGGGCUUCUUCUACACAUUUCCAGAUCUGGAUGAGGUCAGCACAAACGAUCUUUUUGAACCUCACCCUACUCUACCCAAUCACUGGAGGUACCACGGCCGUGCUGAUAAUGUCAUCGUAUUCUCCAAUGGCGAGAAGCUAAACCCGGUGACUAUCGAAAGCAUCGUUCAGGGGCAUCCACAAGUAAAAGGCGCGUUGGUUGUGGCUGGGUCGCGUAGAUUACAGCCUGGCCUCCUAAUUGAACCUGUCGUCCAUCCACGGAAUGAAGACGAACGAUGUGAGCUUAUCGAGAGUUUGUGGCCACACGUUGUGAGAGCCAACGAGGAAACAGUUGCUCAUGGUCAAAUCUCCAAGGACUUCAUUGCGGUGACUAGCCCUGACAAACCUUUCAGCAGAGCUGGGAAAGGCACGGUUCAACGAGCUGCGACAAUCGAGAAAUAUACAAAUGAGAUUGAUCAGCUAUAUGAAACGGCUGAGCAAGUCUCUGACUUGGAUGGCAAGCCGUUAGAUCUCAGCCCCACUGCUCUUACACAGUCGCUUGUGCAUAUACUGCUGCCACAUGUGCGUUUGCCAAGUCUGGAUCAAGAUACCAACUUCUUUUCCGCCGGUAUGGACUCUUUGCAGGUUAUGAACGCAUCCAGAAGGCUUCGGGCUGGUCUCGUGGCCUCCGGAUAUCCAGAAAUGACACAAUCUCUCAUCACGAGGGGGAUUUACAACAACCCAACCGCCACGCGGUUGUCCCAGCACAUCAUCCGUCUGGUAAAACAAAGUGAACAAGGUGUUUUGGAACAACAGGAGGAUAUGGAACGUCACGAGCUCGAGGUUAUGAAGUAUCUGUAUGAGAGAUACAAUCACAACCUGGUUAGAGAAAGCCAGCCCAGGCGUCCUGAUGCAGCAAUCAGGAAUCAAGUUAUCCUCCUGACUGGCUCAACGGGGACUCUGGGAUCCCAUCUACUGGAUUGCCUUCUACGAAAUCCCACCGUCGGCAAAGUAGUCUGUCUAAACAGAGCGGAAGAUGGAGGCCUUGAGCAGCAGGCGAAAGCGAUGCAGCAUCGGGGAUUGACACAACACUGCCACGAGAAGGCAGAGUUUCACCACGUGGAACUGGCCAAAGAUAAGUUAGGCCUUCCGGAAAACGUAUAUUCGCGCCUUCUUAAGGAGGCUGAUCGCAUUAUUCACUGCGCCUGGCCGGUAAACUUCAACCUUUCCACGGAAUCGUUUGAGCCACAUAUACGCGGCAUCAGAAUUUUGUGUGACUUUUCUGCAGAGAGCGUGAAGCGGGUCAUGGUCCUAUUCAUCUCGUCCAUUUCCACAGUGGAUAGGUGGGAUCCCAGCCAAGGCCCAGUGCCAGAACAAAGAAUCGAGGAUUGGAAGCUACCCGGCAACGGCUAUGGCCGUAGUAAAAUGAUAGGUAGCUUGAUCCUCGAAGACGCAGGGGCUGCUUGCGACUUCCCAGCCGUCUCAAUCCGCGUUGGUCAGAUUGCUGGUCCCGAGUCUGAUAGCGGAGGGUCUUGGAACGCCAACGAGUGGCUUCCAAGCAUCAUAGCCAGCAGCUUAUAUCUGUCGGCAUUGCCAGGAGAUCUAGGAAGAGCCAAUAGGGUGGACUGGACUCCUGUGGAGCGGGUCGCCAGCUUGAUUACUGAAAUUGCUGGUGUGGACAAUGAACCAUCCGUCAACGCGACGGAGCAACUCGGCGGCUAUUUCCACUGCGUCAAUCCUUCAUCAACUACUUGGCAGUACCUCGUCCCGGCUAUCCAAGAAUUCUAUGGCGAGCGCAUACACGAAACCAUUGGUCUGGAGGAGUGGGUUACCAGGCUGGGUGCGAGCCAAACAGACGAUGAAUCCGCAUCUGUUGCGAACCCAGGAUUGAAACUCAUCGACACUUACCGAUCACUGUUGGACAAUUCCAAGGCAGAGCCCGUCAUCUUGGACAUGUCUCGGACAAAUCAGACGACACGCUCGAUGCGAGGGUCCCUGGCUAUUACGCCCGAAUUAAUGAAGCACUGGUGUACACAAUGGGGAUUUUGA